Eleginops maclovinus (Patagonian blennie) is the source of this 2446-nucleotide messenger RNA. RefSeq names its product decapping exoribonuclease (gene dxo). Gene Ontology annotation, cellular component: cytosol; nucleus. The record is from RefSeq and is a predicted model, not a curated record. The transcript is spliced from 7 exons. Bases 83 to 1351 code for a protein of 422 amino acids. Lineage: Eukaryota; Metazoa; Chordata; Actinopteri; Perciformes; Eleginopidae. Gene Ontology annotation, biological process: NAD-cap decapping; nuclear-transcribed mRNA catabolic process. Gene Ontology annotation, molecular function: mRNA 5'-diphosphatase activity.
UGGGAAGUAGUGGUGAGUUUGUUGUUAGCCUUUGGUGCUUUCGUGCUAGUUAUCUUCCCAGCUAGCGAGAUAAAUACAAUCAAUGGAGCAGCACAGAUCCCACAAUCCCCACCCUAGCCACCAAAGCCGCCCGUCAGCAUACAAAAGAGAACGAGAAGACAAUGGAAGAAAUCACUGUGAGAAUAAACACUCCAGACCCAGCCGCCCCCAGAAUCAGUCCGGGCCAAGUCGAGGACAAAAUCCACUCAGCUCUCGGAGUUUGAGCACCAGAAGGGAGCUAUAUGAGAAAGACUUUCCUGUGUACAAACAGCCUGUCGAAGUAGGAUGUUUUUCCCUCGACUCUGAACGCAGAUUCUUCAAUGACGGCAGGCAAAUGAGAUACUAUGUGGAACCUGAUAGGAGUCCAAAUUUUGAUCUGAGGGAUGGAUACAAGGAUCGGUUUAUUAAGAGAGACGACAGUGUGAAGGAGAAGCUGGACCAUAUGUUACGCUGGAUCUUGGCCAAUAGAUCAAAGCUCAGCUCAAAGGGGACAGCCUCAUCAUGUGAUUUAGAUGUCGACUUUGUGACAUGGCGGGGUCAUCUAACCAAGCUGCUAACCGCUCCCUAUGAGACACGGGAGGGCUGGCUGCUGGCUGUCACCAGGUUCAGGGGCACGCUUUACAUCAGUGAGGUGGAAACAGAAGUUGCUCGUAGGGAUCGAGAGAACCGCACCGGGAGACAUAAAGAGAUGAUGUACUGGGGAUACAAGUUCGAGCAAUACACAUGUGCAGAUAGCGUUCACGGUCGACCUGACCCAGGCGGGGUGCUUAACACCAAUGAGGCCUUCUGCACUGUGGUGCAAACGCGGCUCGCCGAUCACAGACUCCUGUUCUCGGGAGAGGUGGACUGCAGGGAUAAAGAUCCCAACGCUCCGGCUCCCGCAUGUUACAUCGAACUGAAGACGUCUGCGGAGAUCUGCACCCCCAAACAGCGCAGCAACUUCCACAGGUUCAAGCUGCUGAAGUGGUGGGCCCAGUCUUUUCUCCCCGGAGUCCCCCGUGUUGUGGCAGGUUUUCGCGAUGAUGAAGGCGUGGUCGUCGCUGUGGAAACUUUUCCCAUCUCUAAGAUUUCACAUCUCAUCAAGAAUGAACACAACUGCUGGAAGCCGACGGUCUGUAUGAACUUCUGCUCUGACUUCCUGUCUUUUGUAAAGCACAUCGCUACUGAAGACAAUCCAAGUGUUGUGUACCUGCUGUCAUGGGAGCCCCGCAGAGAUGUGACCUUCUCCGUCCACAGGGACUCGCCAUAUUGCUUCCUGCCACACUGGUAUGUGGAGGGGAUGACCAGCAGUCAACACUCGCAUCAGUCCUGAUUUACAAUCGAGACGUGGUCUCCUGGGAAUGUUAAUGCAGACCUCCAAUGGAGUGGUUUUUUUACCAAAAUAAUGUGGACUUUAAUGUGUAUACAGUUUUUCAGUCUCUGAGAGGGGCUAACCUGUCCCUAAUCCCUUCCACAUGAAUGAUCCGUUGUGAUUUUUUAAAUCUCUUUUUUGUUCAGCCGUACAAACUGAACCUGUGUUUUCAACUUGCAUGUCGUGAUUUUCAAUAAAACAGCAGUAAGUCAUCUUUUUUCUCAAACUUUAUUAUGACAUUACAAUAAUUUAACCCCCCCCAAAACAGGAGUAUGUUAAUGGAAACAAAAUUAUAAAACAAUUUGUUUAAAAAAAAGUUAAGUAACUACAUGGAGACUUAAUUCAAGUAAGUAUUGGAUCCACAAACAAAGACAAAACAUGUUGGCGAUUCUUUUUGCUAUAGCAUAAGCCAUUAGGGUAAAAAGAAUGUUCUGAAGACAGUCAUUAAUAGUCUUAAUGUAUUAUAGUUACUAUUGUGCCAAUGUAACCUUCAAACCUUUUCUAAACUAUAAAUAAAGCUAUAUUUGUCAUUUGCUCACCAAAAUCAGUUACAUUCUCCAUAGUCAGCACUUUCUUUUUCACACACCUAUUCCUAGAUUUUGCUAUUUUCUUUCCUAACACACACAGUCUAUUUAUUUCAUUUCAUUUUUUUAUGAACUCAUUUGUGUUAAGUCUACAUUUACAUUCCCUAACUGGAUGUACAUGUUUAUUUCAAGUUGUCAAUUUAAAAACAACCACACCAAUCAUAAUUGAGUUUGUGUCCAAAACACCAAGAUAUGGUAGGAGCUCAUAUCUGGUACAUUUCCAUUUUUGUUAAAUUUAGUGUUCUUACUACUUGAAACCAGCCUUAAUUCAAUGAAAAGUCAAAAGGAAGUCAUCUCCUAAAUGUAAUGUUGCAAAGUAAUAUUGAGAGCAGCAGCUCUUGUAAUGAUUACAACUCAAGUUACCAGAGUGAACAAGUGGUAAACCAACAAAGUGAAUGAACUUUCACAUUGGUUUUAAAGUAAAAGGCAGCGUAAACCUUGAUUCACCAAAUCGAGAAAGAACACUGUGAUA